Molecule: messenger RNA, 594 nt
Organism: Acanthoscelides obtectus
Lineage: Eukaryota; Metazoa; Arthropoda; Insecta; Coleoptera; Chrysomelidae
Source: the annotation of a GenBank genome assembly
AUGGGCGAGGUGGUGGGGUUGCAGUCAUUAAUUGGAGCCACUCUAGCGGAGUACAGUCACAUUUUGAGUUUUAGGAGGCAAGUUUACAUAGCACCUUCAGAGAAUACGGAUAUCCCAGAAUCCAUAGAGAUAACGCACAACGAUCUGACCUAUCGUAUAUUUCUUACUUUAGACAGUCAAAAGUGCUACAAAUGUAAACUUAUUGGACAUAUUGCUUCACAGUGUCCAUCGAUCCAGAUUUCGCAGACUUCCACAGAAUCAGAGACCCUCAACGAUGAACUGUCAAACCCAUCCGAAAAUCAAGUAGUAUCAGAUAUAACUACAGAAGAUUCCACCACAGCCCACAUACAUCUGCCCAAAGAAAAUACCAAAGCAAUUACGAACAAAAACAGCCACCAACAUCCUCAAAACACUAACACAAACAUCAUUAGCCUGCACGGCGAAGGAACACCGAAUAAUGACGAAUUAAUAACUCCAAGCGUAUCCUCCAAAAGGAGCUUCUCAGAAAUACUAACACCAACGGAAGACACAGGUGCACCUCAAAGCUAUCAAAAUUCAUACAGAAAAAUGCAUUCUAAAAUUAGGUUGCAAUAG